UAGAUCACCCGUUAAUCAACGGAUCACAUACAGUCUACACCUCUAACACGGAUCGAUCCUGAUAUCCGUCCGAUCAUCACUUUAAGCUCCGACAUUCCAACGGUCCCGAUUCAAAUCCCUUUCCACAAACCAACAAACCAUCAGCUCUAUAUAAAUCACCAAAUCUCGUACCACCUUUCAUCAUAAUCCAAAUCAAGAUAAUUUAUUCUCAAAUUCAAAUUCCCUAAAACCUUUUCGAGAAAAUGUCAGGGAGAGGCAAGGGAGGCAAAGGAUUGGGCAAAGGAGGAGCCAAGAGGCACAGGAAAGUAUUGAGGGACAACAUCCAAGGAAUCACAAAGCCAGCUAUUCGUCGGCUCGCUCGUAGAGGUGGUGUGAAGCGUAUUUCUGGAUUAAUAUACGAGGAGACUCGUGGUGUUCUGAAGAUCUUUUUGGAGAAUGUGAUUCGUGAUUCAGUGACAUACACAGAGCAUGCUAGGAGAAAGACUGUUACUGCUAUGGAUGUGGUUUAUGCCCUCAAGAGGCAAGGAAGGACUCUUUACGGAUUUGGGGGUUAGGGGUUGUUGAAAUUAAGGUUCUUGUUGGUAAUGAUUGUAGAGUUUUAUCUUUGGUUUGCUGGUUAUGUUUUGAGCUUGAUGAUGUAAUUCUCUGUUACAAAUUCAAGGAAUAGAAGUUUGCUUUGUACUUA
Molecule: messenger RNA, 685 nt
Organism: Capsicum annuum
Lineage: Eukaryota; Viridiplantae; Streptophyta; Magnoliopsida; Solanales; Solanaceae
Product: histone H4
Exons: 1
Coding region: 243-554 (103 amino acids)
Biological process (GO): nucleosome assembly
Cellular component (GO): nucleosome
Molecular function (GO): DNA binding; structural constituent of chromatin; protein heterodimerization activity
Source: RefSeq, a predicted model, not a curated record